This is a messenger RNA of Drosophila virilis, 6288 nucleotides long. RefSeq names its product Slowpoke binding protein (gene Slob). The record is from RefSeq and is a predicted model, not a curated record. NCBI's taxonomy places the organism in Eukaryota, Metazoa, Arthropoda, Insecta, Diptera, Drosophilidae.
UUUUGGUGUGCCCUGGGAGGUUUAAUAUUAGGUGGAAUCGUUGUCAUUUCAUAUUGGAUAAGACGAUGCAGGACACUUGCAGCGAAAUCACCGCGCCAGCGAUCCCUAACCAGGAGCAGGAGCUUAUUAUCAACUGCCGCCGUCAGCAGCAGCAGAAGCAGCAAUAUCAGCAGCCUGCGGUACACAAAGUCUUCGCCCGAUCACAAUCAUCGACGUCGUCGCCGGCGCAUGCUGCAGUGCAUCAAUUGAAGCAGCAGCAGUCCCUGCCCAAUCCGCUGCCCAAAUUGCAACCAACGGUCGAGCCGCACCUCCACUCGCAUCCGAACCACAACCCGCACGCCACCAAGUCCGUGUCCAUACUCGUUUAUAAGACUCUGAACACGGUCUUCAAGAGCAGCCGCAAGAUAAUCGUACGUGUCUGUGAGGUGGCCAGCACCAAAAAGUCCUUCACCAUGUUCAAGUUCAACAAGGCUGCCCAACAGCAGCGACUCGAUAAUCGCGCCAGCGCCGUAACCGGACAUGAUCCCUUUGUCAGGCCACCUGUGCCCGAAAAGAAAGUGAAGCACAUUAUGAAGAAGCUGCACAAGGCGAAUGGACUGAAACGCUCCAAUUCGGCGAUCGAAUUCGAUGUCUCAGCGCUGUCAGCCGCCAAUCGACGCCAAAUCUACAGUAGCAACCGGUCGGCCAGCUCGGAGCAAGAUAACUCAGAUUUGUCCGAGCACUCGGAGAAAUCGCCACUGGUUAGCGCGAGGUUAGACAAUCUUGCUAGGCUCUUUUUUAGCAAAUCGAUGCCAGCGGAAACCGGAAGUAGAGAUACCAUAGAUUCAGUACUAACAACAAGACCCAACAUAAAGUAUCAGUACUCAGCCCUUGACAGCGGCAAUGGCAUUGUGGAGCGCAGUCCCCGCGAGCGGGCACAACGUGAGCGAGCCCUAAAUGCUACACAGGAGUGGAUACAGAGCGCAAAUGGACGCUACGAGGUUAUUGCACAUCUGGAUGAGAUUGGCUCCAGGCACGGCAAGAACUGGUUUCUGGUCAAUGAUGCAUCAGUGCGUACAGAUCGUCUACUGACGCUGCUGCCACUACCUUCGGACUGUGUGGCCUUUGAGGGUCUGCCGCCCGAUGAAUGCGCAAGGGAAAUACUUAUGGAGCUACUUGGAUCUUUGCAUCAUCCGUAUAUCUACCCGGUACUAGAUUUGGGUUUCUUGCGCAACAGCUCACAUAAUUAUGCCUGCCUGGUCACGCCCUUCAACUCGCGCGGCAGUCUGAAGGAUCUCAUUUAUAAGGCCCAAUGGAACGAGCCCUGGGCGCGAAAGUAUACACGCAAGCCCAAUGGCCUGCCCAUAAGCCAAGUGCAGCGUCUGGGCCGACAAAUUCUGGAAGCGCUGCUCUUCCUAAAGGAGCGCGGCUUUCCACUUCAUGGCCACCUGCACAGCGGCAAUGUUAUUCUGCAAAAUGGAGCGGCCAGGUUAUCGGGCCUGGAAAAUGGCCUGCUGGGGCUGAGCUCACGCAAUAAUGCCGUAAUGUGGUCUCGUUCCGUGACGGAAAUUGAGAAUGUUGACAUCGUGUGCUUUGGCCAUCUGCUCUAUGAGAUGUGCACUGGUCAGGAAAUGACCACACCGAAACCGUCCAUCCGGGUGCUCGAAAUGGAACUGCAGCAUUAUCCACAAAUUGGGCAGGUUCUAGAAAUAUUGGGCCUUAUCUUUGAACCACCCAGCGGCGUAUGCCCCUCCGUCGAGGACUUAGUCCUAUGCGAUCUAUUCCGUAGCAUCGAUUUACGCGAGCUGCGCGGCCCGUGCUUCAGUACAAUCAAGCCGAGCCUCAGCCGUUCCACGUUAAAUUUGCUGCACGCCGUAAAGAAGCGCCAAUGCGCCUCGCUGGGCAGCUCCUUCAGCGCGGCGAGUUCUCCGUGCACGCCCCCCUCGACACCGCACGAUCGACGCACUGGCAUCAGCCGAACAAUGGACUCAUUUGACAUAUCAAGCGAGGAGGAGGAGGGGGGCCUGCUCGAGGAGAUUGUGGUGGGCAGCAGCGUCUGUCAGAUGAAGGGUCUGCAGCGACUGCAGCGUAACCAGAACUGGGACUCCGCCUCCGGGUCGUCCUCGUUUACACGCACCCAACACAGGCAGCAGUAUGCGCCGACAGAGUCGCCCAUUCAUUACUGUGACCACGCGGUGCUUUACUCGGAUGACAACAGCAACAGCAACUGUGCCCAGAAGCAGCCGACAAUUCACUGUAGUACAAGCAGUCAAAGCAAUCUGAAUGUGCUGCUCGCCGAGCAGAGCGAGGGGCGGGAGCAAGCGGAUGAUGAGCAUUUAACGCUGGCGGCGCCAGAUGAUGCGGUGGCCAGUGGCUCGGGUGGAGCACAGCGGUUGCACGCAUCGUCCUGCUCUUCGGCGGCGGCCUCCUUCAAUCAUCAGCUGACAGCGGACAUGUGCAACUACAAGAACUCGAAGAGUCGUCGCCUGGAGUAUUCGCUCAAGUGUCUGAAAUAUGGACGCAGUAAUCCGUCACAGGACUCGGCCUUUGGUUCGCUAACCGAUAACGAUUUGUCUAUUGGCUCCUCGAGCAUACGUCUGAACAGUUUUCAAUCGAUCUCUUCGCCUAUUGACGAGGGCGUCGAGGAUGUCAUUAUAGCCACGACAACGGGCGGCAAGGAGACCUGCCUCGAACUGGCCACCAUACCGCGCAACAUGGUCUCGCAGGACUCGGCCAUCUCGUCGCCCUGUCGCGAGAGUUCGCCCAGCAAUUUUUUGCACAUUGACGAUGCCAUGUCCGGCACGGGCUCGACUUCAUCCGGAUCCGGAUCGGGUUGCGCGUCACUGGGCAACGUGCGACCUCAGCAUUUUCCCGUGUCGCUGUCCCCCAAGAUUCUGGUGACGGCGACCAGCAACUCGAGCAACUCCUCGCUAGCCUCCAGCAGCACGGCACAACCGCCGCAGCAACAGCUCCAGCAGCAGUUCGAUCCGCCCAAGAUUCUGGUCAAUGAUCAGAAUUCGAUUUACACGACGUCGCCUUCGAAGCGCUCCAGCAUGAUUGAGGUGUUCUCGCAGAAGUAUCGGGUCAGCUCCUUUGAGGACAUGUCGCCGAAGCGCUCCGGCUCAGACAAGCAGUAUCUGAAGAACGUCAACCGCUUGGCCUUUCGCUCACUCGAGGAGGAGCGUCGCAUCGAUAACGCCUUCCUGCCCAUGGCGGACCGCACGCACUCGGACAACAGGGUUAACAUGCAGAGCGAGAAAUACAAGAAGCUGACGCACGCCUCGUUCCGCAUCAGCAAGACCGCGUCGACGGACCAAUCCCCUGGCCAUCAUCCGGCCUCCAGCAUGGAGCUGCAGCGCACGGGCAGCGCCAGCGGCAGCCAGCGCCAGACCCUCUGGCGCGACAGCAAGUUCUAUCGCAAGAAUCGCAUUGCCAAGAGCAACGAUUCCCUGCUGGAGCACUCGCCGAAUCACUCGUCACACUCGGCCCGGCUUUCUCCGAGCUCGCUGCGGGACAAUCACUACGAGAGCAGCUGCUGCUCCUCCGUCCAGGGCAGUCGGCGCUCGCUCAGCGGCAGCCAACAGAUGUUAAGCGUGACGACCAGCUUCUGUGGCACGGGGCACGCGACGCGACACUAUUGCAGCUCCAAGAGUGAGGAUCUGGGCGAGUCCUCCGACUAUUUGCGUGUGAUGGACGCACGUAAAUCGUACUCGGAACGGCAUUUGGUGCGGCUCAAGCAGACGGCCAUAAAUAACACGCACAGCGGCAGCGAGGACGAGCUGAGCUUCAACGAGGACAAUAAUCCUUCAUCAUUCUCAUCCGCAUUCGCAGCAGCCAGCAGCCAGGGACAACAACAACAGCAACUGCAGCCGCCGGCACGGGCCGGCAAGUUGAGCUGGAGCAGUUGCUCCAUUAACCACCUGAAGAUGACCAAUAUCAAGACCACUUCGCUGGCCACGCUUACCUGCCAAACGAAUUUAAGCUCCAACUUUCCCUCCGCCCAGGCGCCAGCAACUGCCAACUAUCGCACCCCAUCCAAAUCCCUGGAUCAGGCACUCAACGUCAGCAGCAGCAACACCAGUAACACCAACAGCAGCACCAGCACCAGCAACAGCAACAGCAGCAGCAACAGCGCCGCCGCCGAGGACAACAGUUCCGUGGAUGAGUCGCCCUCGAGGCGAACGCUGAGCGGCGCCGAGCUGUCGCGCAUCUUUGUCAUGGACAUGGACGAUGCGCCGGGCAGCAGCUGUAGCGAGGAAAAGACGCCGCUGCUCGACAGCGUCGAGAUGUCGCCGAUUAGCCCAACAGAGCCGCAAUCGGACCUGGACAAGCUAUAAGCUGCGAUUGACAAAUAUUACUGAGGGCCUACACGAAAAAUGGCGGUUUUUGUAUGUGUGACGUCACAAUGUCGACUUGGCCUUUUCUAACAUACAUUUAUUUUAAAUUCAGCGUGCAUGAGAGAAAUUAUCGUACACCAUGUUUUUUUUUUGUACGACUGCACGUUAUCGUGACGUCACGGUGGCUCUCUCAAUCGUGCCAUGAAUUACCCAUACACAGACACGUAUUAAGCAGCCAAAAUGCAAAGCAUGUGAUAAAUAUGUAUGUACGUAGCAAUGAAAUCGAAAUUGAAUGGGAACCAUCAAAUCAAUGAGUUUUAAGUUUAAAAUGGAUGACUGGUUAAAUACGAGUAAAAUAUUAAGGGAGAAUGAAUGUGUGUGUGCUUAGAGCGGAAUGACACUUGCAAUAUGUACGUCUGUUACUUCUUGCCUACUUCUUUGGUACAUGCUGGUACAGCUUCGUCGCCUUUUCAACACUGUCUCGAAAGUGGCGCAACAAUUUGAAUGUUUAUCGUUUGUUCGAAUCAAGUUUUUGGCUAACAAUCGUUGGGCUGCUCUCGCCUUUGCCCAAAUCCACACUUAAAGCUUUCUUCUGGUAACAAUAAUAUUUUCUUUGUAUCUAUUGUAUUUUACGCUUAUUGUGUACAAGUGUACAAAGCGCUUUUACUGAAAAUAAGUCUAUACUGAUGCUUUUCAACUCUCUAGACUGCUAAUAAAAAAAUAAAACAAAAUAAAAGCAACAUCAACAAUGUGAGCAUCAAAUACACCUCCAUCCUUCUGAUGGUUUUUUAGCUAACAAACUUUUGAGUAAAACGUUUUCGAACGCAAAAUUAUACACAAUUAUUUGUAGCAAUCUACACAGCUAAGACUUAAGCUUACGCAGCGAGUAUUUAAAAUAUUUUACUGUAGCUUAAAAUUGUUUUAAAGCCCAGCAAAUAAAAUAAAAAUAAAGUGUUUAAUCAAUAAAGAAAAUUAAUAAAAUGGAUUACAUUCAAAAUACAAACUUAAUAACAAGUAUAUCUAGAGUGUAACAUGGCCAAAACAUAUUUAAAUUAAAUAUUUAUAUAGCUUAAAUACAACUAAAUUCAAUUUAGUAUAAAAUAGAAAUGAAAAUACAAUUUAAAUGUUUUAGCAGGGGCUUUACCUUCAGUUACGAUGGAUCACAUGUAGAGCAGGAAGGGUAUACGAAAAAAAAAGUAAUCAAAACACAAGAGUUCAAAACACUAAUCCAUUCCCAAUAAAAAAUAGAACAAUAUGUUUAUGUUUAUGGUAAAUACCUAAAGACAAAAAAGUACGAAUGCACUUAAAUAUUGAAACCAAAUAAAUUAAUAAAAAAAUAAGUCAAUGAAACGUUGGUAGACAGAAACAAAAUUCAUGGAAAAUACUCAUGUAUUCUUAAAUAUAAGAAAGAUUACGAAACAUCCAAUAAAAAUGCAAUCAAAUUUACAAAACUUACAUAUAUCAGAAGGCACAAAAGAAAAAAGCAGAAAAAUAUAUAAAUAAUAUGUACAAGAGAAAAUAAUAACUAUAAAAUCUAUAAAUUUAGACGCACGCACCUAGCGAGACGCACUUUCAUGGAAGGUCCCCCCGGAUAUCCAGUUCGAGUCGAUACAAAUACUGAUCAUAGAACUUGAACAGAGCACAGAGUUCCACAUUCAACCUACAUGCAUAUUAAAAGUACACUUCUUGAUUAAUUAUAAUGAUUCCGACAAGAGUAAAAAAAUUGUUUCCGUUUUAAUAUACUAUAUAACAAUGUUUGUGUACAUUUAUUUAACAAGUAUGGCACAGCUAAAAUAUUUUUGUGUACGCAUUAUUAUAAAAUACUGCUCAAGUUACCGGGCCGAAAAAGAAAUCAUCUCAAAACAAUUUUUAAAGCUAAAAAUAUAUAUACUUAUUUAUAGAAUCAGUGAUAUUAAGUGAAUAUUUUUAUGAUUUUAAGUUUUGAAUAAAGAACAUAAGUCUAGAAAUCCUA